CGCCUCCGUCCCUCCCUCCCCAGCUGCCUGCCCUCCCUGCCUUCCCCGUCCCGGUCUUCUCUUCCCGUCUGAGGUGGCGGCCGGUGCCCUCGUCGCCAGCUCCGCUUCCCCUCUGCCUCCGCUUCCCUCUUCCCUCGGCCCCGGCCUGAGCGCUUCCCCCGCCUCUUCAGGGUGGCCGCCUCGCCCCCGCCGCCUCGAGCGCCGCGCCGCCGCCUGUGUGUGGGCCUCCGUGCGCGCCCGGCCCCGCCAUGAACGAGGAGUACGACGUGAUCGUGCUGGGCACCGGCCUGACGGAAUGUAUCCUGUCCGGUAUAAUGUCAGUGAAUGGGAAGAAAGUUCUUCACAUGGAUAGAAACCCAUAUUAUGGAGGAGAGAGUGCAUCUAUAACACCGCUGGAAGAUUUAUACAAAAGAUUUAAAAUACCCGGAACACCACCAGCAUCAAUGGGGAGAGGAAGAGACUGGAAUGUUGACUUAAUUCCGAAGUUCCUUAUGGCGAAUGGUCAGCUGGUUAAGAUGCUGCUUUUUACAGAGGUCACUCGCUAUCUGGAUUUCAAAGUUAUUGAAGGGAGCUUUGUUUAUAAGGGAGGAAAAAUCUACAAGGUUCCUUCCACUGAAGCAGAAGCCCUGGCAUCUAGUCUCAUGGGGCUGUUUGAAAAACGUCGAUUCAGAAAAUUCCUGGUGUAUGUUGCCAACUUUGAUGAGAACGACCCUAGGACUUUUGAGGGCGUCGACCCUAAGAAGACGGCAAUGCGAGACGUGUAUAAGAAGUUUGACUUGGGCCAGGAUGUUAUAGAUUUUACUGGUCAUGCCCUGGCACUUUACAGAACUGAUGACUAUUUAGAUCAACCAUGUUGUGAAACCAUUAAUAGGAUUAAACUUUACAGUGAGUCUUUGGCAAGAUAUGGCAAAAGCCCGUACCUUUACCCACUCUACGGCCUUGGAGAACUGCCGCAAGGAUUUGCACGGCUAAGUGCUAUUUAUGGAGGUACCUACAUGCUGAAUAAACCAAUUGAAGAAAUCAUUAUGCAGAAUGGAAAAGUGAUUGGUGUAAAAUCUGAAGGAGAGAUUGCGCGCUGUAAGCAGCUCAUCUGUGACCCCAGCUACGUGAAGGACCGAGUAGAAAAAGUGGGGCAGGUGAUCAGAGUCAUCUGUGUCCUCAGCCACCCCAUCAAGAACACCAACGAUGCCAACUCCUGCCAGAUCAUCAUUCCACAGAACCAAGUCAACCGCAAGUCAGAUAUCUACGUGUGCAUGAUCUCCUCCGCACACAACGUGGCUGCACAGGGCAAGUACAUCGCCAUCGCCAGCACCACUGUGGAGACCAAGGAGCCCGAGAAAGAGAUCAGACCAGCCCUGGAGCUCUUGGAACCCAUUGAGCAGAAAUUCGUUAGCAUCAGUGACCUCCUUGUACCAAAAGAUUUGGGAACAGAAAGCCAGAUCUUUAUAUCCCGUACAUAUGAUGCAACCACCCACUUUGAGACAACCUGUGAUGACAUUAAGGACAUCUACAAGAGGAUGAUGGGAUCCGAGUUUGACUUUGAGGAAAUGAAGCGCAAGAAAAAUGACAUCUAUGGGGAAGACUAACAGCAGUACAUGUUAUCAUCUAAUUAGGACAGACUUAAAAUUUGGCAAAUGAUGCAUAUUGUAUGAAAUCAAUAUUGUAAGGCCUGCUUUUGUAAUCAAAACUGAGAGAUUGCAGAGCACUGUACCAGUAAAUAUUCCUCCCCUUUCUAAUAUCAUGUAUUAACUUCUUUUCAUGGAGUGGCUCUUCAGAAUUGGCAGGUUCCCACAUUCUGUUCCGUUUAACCAAUACUGGCUUGUUUUUUCUAGUGAAGGAUCGGUUUUAAAACAUUGUGAUACUGAUUCAGAGAACUUGAUACAGUAUUUGUAUCUUUUAAUCAGUGCGGCCUUUGCGGUCAUGAGCUGCUGCCGCUCAAGAGCUGGGUCAGUACAGUUCACGUGCCAUCUGUCCUUCCGGCAGUACGGAGAUUCGGGACUGGAUGCUCCGUGAUCGGGGACAGCAUGCCCCGCCCCUUACAUCAGGUGUGGUGACAGUCCAGCCACAAGCUCGGUUUACGUGGGCCUCCGAUUCUAACCAAACUCCAGGCUUGGAGAGUCAUUCUGGGGGAAGCCUGUGUGUGGUGUUUUAGCCUAAUAAAAUUGGUGAGAGCGGAGGGGAAAGAAACCGAUCAUAAAGCAGGUAAAUGUCAAAGCUUCUUUUGUACCCCAGGUGUGGCUUCUUCAGUGGACCAAGCUGCAACGCAGUAUUGACAUGACAGAGCCUCUGCUUCAAUGAUGUCUGUCUCACAAUGGCUCACAUGAUUUCUGUACUGCAAAAUAAAGCCAGACUCUGGAAACCAG
This is a messenger RNA of Hippopotamus amphibius kiboko, 2363 nucleotides long. It is a transcript of the gene GDI2, whose product is annotated as GDP dissociation inhibitor 2. Gene Ontology annotation, biological process: small GTPase-mediated signal transduction; protein transport; vesicle-mediated transport. Lineage: Eukaryota; Metazoa; Chordata; Mammalia; Artiodactyla; Hippopotamidae. The coding region runs from base 249 to 1586 and encodes 445 amino acids. Gene Ontology annotation, cellular component: cytoplasm. Gene Ontology annotation, molecular function: Rab GDP-dissociation inhibitor activity. The record is from RefSeq and is a predicted model, not a curated record. The transcript has 11 exons.